Molecule: messenger RNA, 1281 nt
Organism: Suillus subaureus
Lineage: Eukaryota; Fungi; Basidiomycota; Agaricomycetes; Boletales; Suillaceae
Exons: 2
Coding region: 1-1281 (426 amino acids)
Source: RefSeq, a predicted model, not a curated record
AUGACUUUAUCAACCUCUGAUGAUUCCACUGCGCGCAACCCGCCCCCCUUUCCUCCCGAACUUUGGAUUACAAUAUUUAGCCUCGCCACCAAUGUCCCUGGUCUGCUGAGUUAUGAUGGCCCAACCCCAUCUGAUCUUCCGCGUCCCCUCGUCAAAGAGCACGAGCACAAACAGUUAAAAGAGUCUUUUAUCACAAAGAGGAAUAUUAUCCUUGUCUGCAGGUCAUGGCACGCUCUCGCCACCAAGUUCCUCUAUCGGAGCGUUGUAGUCACUCGCCUAGCCACCCUGUCUUCUUUGCUUGUCGCCCUCGACAGGAGAUCCUCUGGAGCAACCCACUCUGUUCACGUAGGGUGGUGGACGAAACGACUUGAUGUCUUGAUACAGGAUGACCAUUGUGAGGCAUCUGAUUACGCCCUCCUGGCCAACAUCAUUCGACGGUUCCCAAACUUGUCGAUCGUCAAUUUGUCUAUGCCCAUGCUUCCCGACAAUGAUUCUUGGCUUCGGCAACUACCCGAAUCGGUCGUGAUAGCGCUAGUUGAAUCCUGCGGUCUAUCAUUGCGCGUAUUUGAUUGCUCCGAGUCCAUUUUGCGCCCCUGCAGAGAGGAUCUGAUGAAGUUAAUGGCUGCAGCACCAAAUUUAAGUGUGCUCCGCUGCCCAAUUUGCUCGCCCAGUGCAAGGGACAAGUCUUCUUCUGCUAGACUCAAUGUGCCCGUUAUGACCAAGCUGCAAGCGGUGUCACUCACGUCGGUCUUUUUGCGGGAUUACCUGCCAGACGAUAGAGACGCCAACCACUUCCCAGCUCUCCGAAAACUUACUUACGACUGCACCCCUCCUCCGUUCCUUGACCAUACUUGGAAACAUUUUGUGAGGCUGAGCUGCGCGAAUGUUACUACCGUACACCUCGACUAUUCCCUUCAAGCCGACUGUCUUCAAAAAGAGCUAGAUCUGCUCAGUGAAUGUUGUUUGUCUUUGAACGACCUCGUCGUUUACAUCCGUUCAUGGACGGAGAUCAGUCCGAAUCUCACUCUCCCUCCUUCCGUUUCAUAUUUGGGACUACAUUCCAAGUUACGCAAGGCGCCUGCGUUCCAUUUUAAGCAGCUAUUUGCUGCUCUUCGUACCAUUUCGGGUUCGAAGCUCAAGAUUGUUCGAUUGCUGCACGCGGACGCCGUGGAAGAUUUACAGGAGAACCACCAGGCUCUGUUGGAGAGUGAACUCGCUGAUAGCACUUCUUGUAUUACAUUCCGCAUCGAGGACAACGAGGGUCAUCUUCUGAUGGUUUGA